UGACAAGAAUCCAGAAGUGCUUUCAAGUCGGAAGGUUAACGCGUCCGUACCCAGAUGUGACAUCACUUCCGUGAUAAACAACGUUAGUAGGAAGAAUAGGAGGUAACGUCAUGCCCAGGCUGGUGUUUUCGCUGUAUAUAUUACGUUGAAAAGACAUUUACCCAAGAGGAAGCAGGAUAAUUUAAAUACAAUAACAUUUUGUGGUGCGGAUGACAAAACGGAAUUUGUCUGAUCAGAGUUCAUUAGUUUGCCUGCUUCACUUUGAGGAAAGUAAACUUGCUUCACUGCCUUCAAGAUGAGCCGGGAUGCUACCAUCCACAGCUGGCCUGGCUCUUAUUACAUCAACAGUGAGAAGAGGUGGGAGAGCGGAACCCUGUCCCUCACCAGGACCAUGGUGCGCUUCAUCUCAAGCCAGAGCAAGGAGUGUCUCACCAGCUUCCGCCUGUCCAGUGUCAUGGAGAUGAAGAUGGAGUCAUCUAGUUUCAUCUUCAGCACCCUCACAGUGCUGGAGGAGGGAAACAUCAAGCACUGGUUUGGUUCUCUUAAGCCCAACCGGGUGGUGGUUAUUAACGUGCUUGAGCAUUUCUGGAGAGAGCGGCUUCUUUCACCCACCUCAGAGGCUCGGGGGGCCGAAGGCCGUCCUUCAAAGGGAAGGGAGCUGAUCAGCCUUGUGGCGGGAGCUCAGAGAAGACUGGAGGACACUGGCAGAGUCCUUAGCCACCAGGGAGAGCAGUUUGACAACACGAUGCAAGGAUUGGAGAAGAUUGACUCUGAUCUGGGUGUUGCUGAUAAACUUCUUUCAGAACUUGAGUCUCCAUCUUGGUGGCCUUUCGGCAAACUCCCCUGGAAGACUCAGCAGGAGGCCAAGGCUGAGGACGCCUCCAAGGCUGCAGCUGCCAUCUCCGCGGGCAAAGUGUCCAGCAGAAGCAAAGUGAUCGCGUGUAUCCCCGCAGUGGUGUCCAAAGGCGGAGACUCGGACUUGAAACCUGGUUGUUUGCUGGUGCUAGUGUCCUCGCUGGAGGUGCGAGACACCAACUGCCACCUCCUCCACCGAUUUGAACGCAACGAAAUCGACGAAAUUAGGGUGCACAGCCCCUACGAGAUCACAGUCAGGCAGCGGUUCAUAGGGAAACCAGAUAUAUGUUACAGGUUCCUGUCAGCCAAGAUGCCAGAGGCCAUGUCUGUGUUAGAGAUGCAGUACAAAAAGAAGAUAGAGUUUACAAGUGAAUACGUAGCCUUCAAAGCAACUCCGCUUUCAUCUCCUGACAAGGAAGGGACGAUCUGGAAUGACGCAGGUUUGAUGCAGAAGUGCCAAGACACAGAGCUCCCAGUGGAGGUCCCGGCAGGAGAGCUGUCCCAGCUGCAGGUGCAAACCCUCCAGCCGUCUGUCAGUCAGGCUGAGGCCCAGGAACUCAAGCAGAUGCUGAUGCAGCUAAAGAACCUUGCACUGGAGGCAGAGACAGAGCUAGAACGCCAGGACGAAGUCCUGGAUGUCCUGACAAGCUCAACAGACCGAGCCACCAUGAACAUUGGGAAGCACACAUGUCGCAUGAAAAGACUGCUGUAGAGGAAAGACUGUUGAAGAAAAAUAAGCAUGUCGCUUCAUGAUGUGGCUUAGAUGGCCUUCUGCUCAAAGAAAGCAUUAAAAACUGACACAUGGUUUUGAUAGUUCUUAAGAUUUAGUGCUACUUAAAAAUGUAACUGGAUGGAUCUCUAAUUUGUAGGGCGGUCCUGAGGUGUUCCCACAAGUCUAGUUUAAAUAUUACUUGCUGUGAAAAUAGAACUUUGGUUCUUCACUGCAAUUAGGCAACACAUACCGUAGAAGUUUGCAAUACUUCUUUAACAGAAAAUACUGUUUUAAGCUUUAUUUAUUUAGCUGCUUAAAAUGUAUUUUUUUUUUAAAGUAUGAGCUUCAGUUUGCCAAAUCAGUGUUUAGCAUUUUAAAAACAUCACCUCGAGCCACGUCAUCUCUUUUUUUUUAAGAUUCGAAAGGAUACAGUUCAUUUCUCUCUUCCCAGUGAUGCAUUUGUUCUAGAUAAUGUAUUGUAACAAUUCAAUUUUAUGUUUCUCAGGUUAUAUGUUUCACUUUUUUAAAAAAGAGUCUCUGUCUCUUUCUUA
Molecule: messenger RNA, 2118 nt
Organism: Gambusia affinis (western mosquitofish)
Lineage: Eukaryota; Metazoa; Chordata; Actinopteri; Cyprinodontiformes; Poeciliidae
Gene: snap47
Product: synaptosome associated protein 47
Exons: 5
Coding region: 296-1567 (423 amino acids)
Biological process (GO): exocytosis; synaptic vesicle fusion to presynaptic active zone membrane; synaptic vesicle priming
Cellular component (GO): plasma membrane; SNARE complex
Molecular function (GO): SNAP receptor activity; syntaxin binding
Source: RefSeq, a predicted model, not a curated record